AUGCUUCCAGCGCUGGUGGUCGCGCAGGUAGGCUUGCAUGUGGGCCUUGAUGCGCCUGCAUACAAGAGCGCAGAGGAAGCAGGGUUGGUAGAGAGGAGUGAGAUUUGUUUCUCAAAGGUAGUCACUGAUGAGGGGCCACCGGCAUCGAUAUGUGUGCGGCAGUGCACGUGUGCUGGGACAGGGAUAGUGGGUGUGGCCAGGAGGGGCUUGGACGACAUCGGAGAGAAGGAGAUGCGGGGGACAGGGGGAUGCGGGGGACAGGGGGAUGCAGGAGAGGAGGUGGUGAGGAGGAAAUCCGUGCAAGGUGGGCGCAGUGAGUGCCGACACGGAGGUAGGAGUGAGCGACGCCACACACGUCCCUCUCAGUCAGCAGCACCACCCCUCUCCACUCGCCCACCUCCCACCCCUCCGCCCACUCGUGUGUCUUCACCACCACGCUCACUCCUCCCCACUCUCACUCCUCCCCACUCCCCUCCAUCCAUCCUCACCCCCUCCCCAUCUCCUUUUCCCCCUAGUUCUGCGGACCCCCCCCCCCCCCCCCCCUCCCCUCCCCUCGCCCCCAGGUCCGCGGCUUGUGAGUGGCGAGAGCCCCCUGGCGCGCAGCUUGCUGGCGGAGACGGAGUGCAGCCAAUAGGAGAGCGCCAGCUGGCCCGAGUGGGCGAGCAGCAGGCGGACGGCGUUGAAGAGCCACGUGGAGCCUGCAUUCGGGCAGGGAGGGGAAGGGUGAGAUGGGAGGAGGGGUUGGGUGGAGUGAGGGAGAUGGGAGCGGGGGUUGGGUGGAGGAGGGUGGGUGCGGGGGGGAGGGGAGGGGAGGGGGGGAGAAGACAAGGAAGGCCGUGA
Closterium sp. Naga37s-1 is the source of this 840-nucleotide messenger RNA. The record is from the annotation of a GenBank genome assembly. Lineage: Eukaryota; Viridiplantae; Streptophyta; Zygnematophyceae; Desmidiales; Closteriaceae.